AAAUAGAUUACCCCUUCACCCCUCUCCCCCAGUGACUCCCCCCCACUCACUCCUCCUCCUCCUCCCUUUUUUUGUUGUCUUCCUUUGUGCAGUUUUUUUUUUUUUUUUCACGAGCGAUGGCGCAUAACGCGGCGGAAACCGUGCGUCCUCGUAGAGGUGAUGUUUUAGUGAGUGGACGGAAAUGUCGCUUCCUGCAUGUGCACCUUAACGGUGUGAGUCUUUGCGUGAGAGAGAGAAAAGAAGAGAGAGUUUAGGGCGGGUGUCGCUUUUCCCACCGGACUAGAGCUGCAGCAGGCUACGGUUGGAGUGUCGUGAAGAGAACUGGAAGAGACAGAGGGGCGUCUGGGACCCGACUGAGAGAGGGUGGGACGUUUAAUUAAGUGUUUUUGCAGAUAAUUUUCUCUGUCACCAUGUGGGGAAAAACUAAGAUGGCAUUCCACUAAACCAGGACCAGAGACAAGAGCAAACAGAGGCAAAGGCAGCAAGACAAAAUCAGAUCUUCUUCUAAAUCUUCCAUCAUUUAGAAAAAGGAAUAACUCUUUUUCGACAGUUUUCACAAGAAAACAGUAAAAGUAUCAAAGAGAGAACUCUCCGCUCUUCCUUGUGAAAUUCUUCCCUUUGACUCUGACCCUUGACCUUAGCCCUCAGUAUGAGCGGUCUGGCAGGGAAACUAGACCCUCGGAGGGUACAAUGGGCCUCGACAUGGAACACCUUUGCGUCCCGUGUCCUGAGGACCAAACCUGUGGAGUCCAUGUUGGAUUCGGCCAUGACAGGUACCAGCUCACAUGGGACGAGGCUGGCCCGGGUGUUAUCUACAGUGGACCUGGUGUCGCUGGGUGUUGGCAGCUGCGUCGGGACUGGGAUGUAUGUGGUCUCGGGGCUGGUCGCCAAGGAAAUGGCUGGUCCGGGGGUCAUUGUGUCCUUCAUUAUCGCCGCUGUGGCCUCCAUACUGUCAGGAGUGUGUUAUGCAGAGUUUGGUGUGCGGGUGCCUAAGACCACAGGUUCAGCCUACACAUACAGCUACGUGACUGUGGGCGAGUGUGUGGCGUUUUUCAUCGGAUGGAACUUAAUUCUGGAGUAUCUGAUUGGGACGGCGGCGGGGGCGUCGGCUCUUAGCAGCAUGGCAGACUCACUGGCCAAUCACAGCAUCAGUAACUUUAUGAUUGCACACAUCGGAACGCUUAAUGGCUUGGGUAAAGGGGAGCAGUCGUACCCAGACCUGCUGGCGCUGUUGAUAGCGCUCCUGGUGACAGUGAUAGUUGCUUUGGGAGUGAAGAACUCUGUGGGCUUCAACAACGUGCUGAACGUCAUCAACCUCAUAGUGUGGGUGUUCAUGAUGAUCGCCGGGCUGUUUUUCGUCAACGGAGAGAACUGGGACGAGGGGAGGUUCCUGCCCUUUGGCUGGUCAGGGGUGAUGCAAGGAGCAGCCACUUGUUUCUAUGCCUUCAUUGGAUUUGACAUCAUUGCUACAACAGGAGAGGAGGCCAAGAGUCCCAACACCUCCAUCCCCUAUGCCAUCACUGCCUCACUCAUCACCUGCCUCACUGCAUAUGUCUCUGUUUCUGUGAUCCUGACCCUGAUGGUACCAUACAAUGAGAUUGACGCAGACGCCCCGCUCAUGGAGAUGUUUGCAAUGCAUGGAUGUAUGUUCGCAAAGUAUAUUGUGGCGGUGGGCUCCAUAGCUGGGCUCACUGUAUCCCUCCUCGGGUCCCUGUUCCCCAUGCCCAGGGUCAUCUAUGCCAUGGCAGGGGACGGCCUGCUGUUUAAGUUCCUGGCCAACGUGUCUUCCUACACAGAGACCCCUGCUGUUGCCUGCGUGGUAUCGGGCUUUCUGGCUGCCCUGCUGUCCCUCCUGGUCAGCCUAAGAGAUCUCAUAGAGAUGAUGUCCAUAGGAACCCUGCUGGCCUAUACCCUGGUAAGCCUUUGUGUACUUCUAUUGCGUUACCAACCUGAGGGCGACAUCCACGGCUUUGUGAACUUCCUCUCUGAGGAGCAGAGCAACAAGAGAAAAGAAGGUGUUCUGGCUGAGUGCGAAAAAGAUGCCUGUUCACCAACCAGUGAGGCGGAUGAGUAUGGAGGUCAGCCCACUAACACCUGUGGCGCCAAAAACCUGCCGUCAUUGGGUGACAAUGAGAUGCUCAUUGGCAAACCAGAUAAAAACGCCUACACUGCCAGCCACCCAAACUAUGGCACAGUGGAUAUGACCACUGGCAUUGAAGCAGAAGAGUCAGAGGGCGGAAUGUCCCGACGGUUGAAGAAGAUCAUUGGCCCACGUUAUUACACCUUGAGGAUCCGAUUGGGCCUCCCGGGAAAGAUGGACAGGCCAACUCUGGCCACGGGAAAAACUGUUACAGUGUGUGUGCUGCUACUCUUCAUCAUCAACUUCGCUUUCUGCUCCUUCAUCAUUUUUGGAUCGAGCAGUAUUGGAGAGGGUCGUUGGUGGGCUUUGAUGCUAUUAAUCUUCUUCAUCAUCUUCAUUGCCCUGCUCAUCAUCAUCAUCCUCCAGCAACCAGAGAACCCUAAGCGGCUUCCUUACAUGGCACCCUGUGUGCCCUUUGUACCUGCUUCAGCCAUGCUGGUCAACAUCUACCUCAUGCUAAAACUGUCUGCUAUCACCUGGAUACGAUUUUCAAUCUGGUGCUUUGUGGGUGUUCUCAUCUACUUUGGCUAUGGCAUGUGGAAUAGUACACUGGAAAUUACGGCCAGAGAGAACGAGGUGCACGCUUCCACCUACCAGCGCUAUGAUCAAGGUGUGGACGAAGGCUUCUGCGGCUUCGAUGACGAUUUCUAUCCACCUACCACUGAUCCCUGGGCUGCGCCAGGUGGGGGGUCAGGGCUCACCCCGCCCCCUGCAGCAAAACCGGAAAGUGACGGGACGCCAUCGAAAGUUGGAGGCAGGACCGUUGCCAAUCACGGCCUUGCGGAGGAGGAUCCAAUGGAUUUCUGAAGGGACUGACCCUGUGUUACCCUGAAUGUACUGCCUUGUCUGCUGCCUGGGGAAAGGGAGGGGAACAGUAGUGUGAAUGCAUGAGUGAUUGUGUGUGUGGGUGCGUGUGUGCAUGCCUGCAUGUGUGUGCGUGUGUAAUUGUUUGUGUGUGUAACCCUUGGGCUAGAUAGUUUCUUGGCAGUGGAACCGCUUUUCAUUCACCUUACUCGACCACACUUGGCUGUCCAGCUCACACAGCAAAUGUGGACGUCAAGGUCAUGAGUGUCUUGUCACAGUCACUUGUUAUUCACUUACCGGAGUCCACUUCCCACACAAGGAAAGGGCAGAUAGGAAAGGGCGGACGUAGCGAGAGAUAAAAUUUAAUGUGUCUCACUGUACUGUGAAUAAUGACACAUUCUUCACUGAGCAAUCAGUGAGCUGUUUAUAUGUACGAAUUUAAGGGAUACAGGAGAGGGUAAGGUGAUGAGUGAGGGACAGAUGAUUCAGCACCUCUCUUCCUGUUUCAACAUAGACAGACAGGAAAGUUAGAUGACAGCAUGCCAAGCCCAAGCUAUUUCCUAUGUUUAGGUAUGACUUUCUCUGCUCGUUUUACAGGAAAACAGCUACAAAUGCUCUCAAAAACACACAAAAAAAUGUAAAAGUGCUUUCUUUCUGUCUAAAUAUUUCCCCUGACCCCUAACAUCUAGCCCAAGGGAUUCAGGACAGGACUGGGAAGAAGGUGUUGAUGUUGUCUGUCACAAAUAGUACUUGGACUUUGCUUGCAAUAGUGCCUUCAUCUCCUGUAUGUGUAUGUGAGUUUCUUAUUAUGUCUGUUUUUUACUUUAAUUUUGCUUGUGUAUUGUAUGUGUGAGGGUGUAUGUGCAAUCAAACGCCACCUUUUACAUUGAUUUUCAUGUCUGUGUGUCGAUAUAAAGUGUGUUCUUUGGGUUGUUUUACUCUCUGUGUGUGUGUGAAUGAGUAGGUAUUUGUUUCGUUUUGUUCUUCCCACUCCUUGCCCCAGCAUGAAGCUCAAAAUCAAUCCACCGGCAACAAAGCAGUUCAUGGUGCAAUAUAACACUUGCUUGUCAGCUCAUCGGUGUACCUAAAACGAGUAGAGAGUGUAACAGAGAGAGAGAGAGCAGGUUGAAUCCUAAUUGUCAACCUUUAUUGUGAUGAAUAUCAUAAUUUCUGUUCAGUCUUGUCUGUGUGCUCGUCUCUCCAUUGAUGCAGUUCUUGCUGUACACCAGGGUCGGGAAGGUAUACGUUUUCAGUUCAUUCAAUUCAGGAAAUUGAUUUUCCUCAUAGCUUGUAUCAUUUCUCCUAGAGGAGAAAAAACAAAAUUAGAGACUGUAGAAAGGUAGUUAUGGAGAGAGGGGGGUCAGGAAGGGGUAUGGUUGUUUUUUUUUUUGACUUUUUUGGGAAAGCAGGUGAGGGUCUUUCAUUUUUUUUCACCUCAGAUUUAUAUUUUAUUGAAAUGUAUACUUUGCAGAUUCAUUGUAAGAAAAAAAGAACAAUUCUUCACGCUUUGCCUCUUUUAGUUAUUAGUUAUGAGUCAGGUUAUACCAAUACUGUUACAUUAUAUUGAGCUAUUGAGAGGACGGUUUUUUCUAGUCAGGGGAAUCACUUAGGGAAACAGUCCAGAACUAACUGUCUGUAACUGAGAAGGAUUGUGUUGUAAACAGAGUUUUACUUUUACAUUGAGUGAACUGAAAUCUAAUCCCUCCACUUCCAUCACUCUGCCUUUCUCCUCCCCUCCUUAGCUUUUUACUCCUAUCCUUCUCUCUUCUCUACUUACGUUCACCACUCCUUUCCUCUUCCAGCCAAACUCUUCCUUCUUUUAUUUGCCACUUCACCCUGCUCUUGAUAUUCAUCAGGCCAUGUGAGCAGGGAGUUGCCACUUUAAGUCACGAGUGAUAGAGCUGGGAUUGGUUUUCAGUCAGGAUUUGAAAUAGCAAUCUGUUCAUGGCCUGACGAUCUAUUAGCUCCUGUUUCACUUCAGGGUGUCUGCUAUCGCUGUUCGGAUUUGUCACCGGAGCAUUUACUCCUCUCCCUGUGGUUCAGCGCAUAUUGCUCUGAGUGAAACUCCCUGUUGCCCCAACCUCUUUUUUAUGCACGUAGCUAGUGUUGAAGUCCCAGUCUUUACAUGUUACCUACUGUUGCUUCACCCUUAACAUAUUGUGAAAAUCAAUCAAAUCAAAUCAUGGUCCUGUAGAGCUAAGUGGGUAGGACAUGCAAGCUAAUGCUGCCAAGGUUAGGGGUUUGAUUCCAUACUAAGAAUGUAUACACUCAUGGCACUGUAAGGGAUUUUGGCAUAGACCAAAUAGCAUACAGUGAUGUUGAGGGUGGGGGCACUUCUACAAUAGCUGCUGCUGUAUGCCCUGAUUGUCCUCCUGGUACCUUUUCCUUCUUGCCCCCUGUUGCUGCAUCGGUCCCUUCUAGGGAAGCCUUAUUUGUCUAAUGCACUAAAUCUAAGGAUGCCACGCUAAACCCCCACCCUACCUCUUGUCCUCCCACAUCAAUCCACACUGAAAAAAAUGUGAUUCCUUCAUGCAGGAAUAGGCCCUUUGGUGUCAUCCAGUGAAAUAAUUGUGAUGCCCAUCCCAAAAAACAGCCCAGUAUCCCAACAAAUUAUGCUCAUAUUGGACGAUUCUGCAGAUUAGGAAUACAGUAAGUAGUCUGCCCUUUCUAUAGUGUUGAAGCAUAUAAGAGUGUUGAAGUUGGGGAGGUGGAUGGGUGUGGCCCAUUUGACUUUCAUGCAGAGACUGAUAUGCCCAUCAAAGACCAACCAUGGCUGUAGUUAACAUUGAGGUCACGGUUGUUGUACCUUUUCUGGAAAUUUUGGUGGUAUAGUGGCCUGGAGGAAAUUUAGAUUCACAGUACUCUAUGUCUAUAUCACCAGUGUACAACAAACCAUGUCAGCUUGUUCCAGGGCUGUGAUUACUAUAUAUCACACACGCACGUCACAUACAAUGAGCACAUUCUGUCUGCUACGUUGGGUCAAAUUGAAAGUUGCACAUGGUGUAUAUUUUACCAGCUAAUUCCAGUAUUUCUAAACGCAAUAUAUUUAAGUUUGACAACCUUUAGCACAACAUAAUUGAAUACAUAAUUAAUUCAGUAUUUCCCCAUCAAAAUGUUGCCCCUGAUGGCGUUGAAGGCUUUGAAACAGCCUAGAUCUUCAUGUGGUGAAAUAAAGGAGAAAAAAGUACAGACUUUCUUUUUGGUGUCUGGUUAAAAUUUGCGAAGGGGAGUAGGGUUUCGGGGACUUGGACUGAUGACUUCAGUAUUUUUUCAAAUCCUAGCUACAGCCCUGAGACCAGCUAUUUCGCUGCCCUCUUUUUUACCGUAACCAUGAUCUUUUCCUAAGCUAAGUCACUUGUUUUAGUUGCCUAACCUUAACCAUAGUUCAAUCAGCCAACUCACAUGGAGGAAGGGAUUACUGUGAAUUUAUGUUUGGCAUGUAGACUCAUUCUCCAUAAGGAAAUGAAAAGCUCAGCAUAGCAGGGAGCGGGGAAUGUUAAUAAUAACCACAACCAUAAUAUGAUAUGAACCAACUUGUAGGUGUUAUGCAUGGAUGUUAUUGUUGACAUUGAACAUAAGCUGAGGUUUUGCAGAAUUGUCCAAUAUCAAGGUUCUGUCUGGUGAUAGGGUUGGAGAAAACAGCACAUCCUGAAACACUUGCACACUGUAUCUCACACAUACAUCCAAAUAUUCCACUGUAAUACUAUUCAGCCAAAAUAUCUUCCCCAUCUAGAUCACCUCCCAACUCAACCAAACCAAUCCAACCGCUUUGCAUUCAUAGCUCAGCCAAAACAAGACGGCAAAUUUAGGUGUUGCCAUGCCUCUGACACUGGACUGUACAGUCAACUUACUAUAUUGUCUGCUCUGUGUGUAUGCAUACAAGUGCGUGAGCGCAUGUACAGUAUGUGUGUAUGUAUGUGUGUUUGUGGUCUACGCCUGCGCCUCAAUGUGACUGUCUGGUGAAUGUGUAGCAUGCUCUCAUGCACGAGGCCCAGACUGUAAAUGUUGUACCUGCAUGUGGUGACUGAUCGCAACGAGACAUAAUAGAACACUAAACCAAACCAAACGGAGGCUUAGUUCUUAUACCUGGGAACGUCGGUCUGUGUGAUCUGAGAGGAUUUAACAGGUGCAUUACAACUGAAUCAGCUUCAAAAACAUUAUUGUUCUGGAUUCUUACCAGUAAAUUGGGCUGAAGGGUAUUUUAUUCAUUGCACACUUCUAUCAUCUCUAUUCAGAAUCAAACCCAGACCUUUCUUAUACAACUCAAUGUUAUGUUAAAUGAGAAAUGAAUUCUAAGAGCUAAAAGAAGAUUAUUUGCGGAAUUCAAUUCGAGUCUUCACCUACCUAUUCUUUCUAAGCUCACACGGUAAUCUCUUCACCCAGAUAUGAGAACCAGGCCUCCGUUUGAAAAGGAAGUAGAAUAUGUAGCAAACACAUGGGUGUGGGGAUGACUCCUCUCGCAUCCUCCCUCAACCACUUACAGUAUGCCUACUUCCUGUAUAUCCCUCUUCUCAACCACAACCUCUGCAAGCCAAAGUCCACAAUGUUUGUUUACCUUUCACAUACAGGAGACUGCGGUUUCUUCAAAGUGAACACUUAAGAUACAACAGAGCUAACAGUUUUUCUUGGGGGGGUCUGCUAAUAAGCUACCAAUGUCAGUUUAUCACAAAAAGAUAGAUUUUUUUUCUUUUCUCACAGUGACUUUAGUCAACAGUGCAAUGAUCAUUUUUAGAAUCCUAGUUGCUAAGUAUUUCAUUGAAAGAUAGAAAGUAUUAGUCUAGACUCCAUUGACUGCAGCAGAUCCAUUUGUCCAUUAUGGACAAGACACAGUGAAAAAGUACAACACUGAAGGAGUGAACUAAAAGAAAAGUAUUUUUCUACGGCUGUCUCCCAUCCACAGGUCUCCUGGGGUAGGCGUGCACAACAGAGCUGGGUGGAGUUGUCUGCCUUCACUUUCUGUGUUUUUGUUUAAUCACGAGGAGGCCUGGGAGAAACUGCUAAAAAUAUAUUUUUAACAACCGUAGUCUCUCUAGAAUGAUAAAGCUCAUUUAUAUCCUUAAUCCUUUCCUUUGAAGGGAUUUUGAAAUGGUUGCUCUAGAUGUCAAUAGGACCGUAGAAGGUUUAGGAAUAAGAGUACUACAGAAAACAUGCAGAAACUAUUUUAAUACAAUUCUAUAAAGGGUAAACAAGCAUAAACAAAUAUUGCCACUAUUGCUUUUAAAGUCAGCUACUAUUUGUUUAUUUUGUCUCGGAGAAGGUGUGCCAUGUUCUUCCUGUGCUCUGUGUUCGCUGUGGCCAAGUGUCCAGUCAGUGUGUGUCGGACUUGUUAAGAUUGGCUUCUUUCGCAACAACUAGAUAUUCCUUUAUCCCUUCUGUAUAUUUUGGCACAAAACUGUAUAAUAUAGUUGUUUUUUAUGUUAGUUUUUUAAUGGUUUCUUCCAUGUGUGUGUUAUUUUGCUCCUAGGUGCACAGUUUUUUGCUGAGUUGUUGAUAUUGCUUCCAUGCAACAAUGAAAGUUAUUUAUUGCAAAUACCAAAAA
Messenger RNA from Dicentrarchus labrax (European seabass), 8483 nucleotides. It is a transcript of the gene slc7a14a, whose product is annotated as solute carrier family 7 member 14a. The record is from RefSeq and is a predicted model, not a curated record. Gene Ontology annotation, biological process: amino acid transport; transmembrane transport. The transcript has 10 exons. Gene Ontology annotation, molecular function: amino acid transmembrane transporter activity. Gene Ontology annotation, cellular component: plasma membrane. The coding region runs from base 650 to 2947 and encodes 765 amino acids. NCBI's taxonomy places the organism in Eukaryota, Metazoa, Chordata, Actinopteri, Moronidae.